Messenger RNA from Lingula anatina, 1160 nucleotides. RefSeq lists its product as uncharacterized. Lineage: Eukaryota; Metazoa; Brachiopoda; Lingulata; Lingulida; Lingulidae. The record is from RefSeq and is a predicted model, not a curated record.
UCUGUUUGUAUAUGACUCAGACGCCUUUGCAACGUUAAGGUGCUGGGUGCUUUAUACAACACUGUGGGUAGUCGACUGAAGAAAUAGACUGGAAAGUAAGAUCAGCUGAAUACCGGGAAAAAAGUGAAGAAAGACCUCACAAUACACUAACUCAACUGCCUUCACGGACAUCAACACAACCCGCAUCUUGUUCUAGUAUUGUGCGCACCCCGGAGCCACGGAGGCUGCCUUCACCACGCUGAAAUAAACACACCAACUGCAAUGUCUGAGGGCGGGGAGUUGGGUAAUAUUGGGGCUGAAGAGAGGGGUGCAGGGGAGGAAGAAGAGAAGGAUGAGGCUGUUCAAGAUGAGAGUGCCAAGCCGUUAGCGACAGAGGAUGGCGAAAAAGUGUCGCCAAUACUGGACAGCAACCGCAGAGAAGGGAAAGGCUCCGACUACCGCCGCUUGGUUGUCAAUAUAAUCCUGGCCGUGUCUGUACUGCUUAACGUGGUCUUGAUUGUCAUCUUGGUUGUGUUGGCAUCUAGGGAGUGUGCCCAAGGUGGGAUUCAGGGGAAUGCCGCAGUACAGUUUAACACUACUGUUGCCACGGAAACACCAGUUACACCAAGCACGACUUCUGGCAUAGGGCCGCUUACAUCAAACAGGACUACACCACCCGUGAUAACUUCUACCGUGUCCACGACAGCAGCCGGUCCAUAGAGUUGGGGAAGAAGAAAGAAGAAAAAAUUAUAAAAAAUGUGUGUUAUCACUACCAUCUACCAGGGUGGCAGAUAUUAUAGGCAAUUUUUCAAAAAGCCAGAGAAUCAAAUGAUUGUCUAUAUAUCUAAACCCAUAUCUGUGCAUGUCUUGAGAAAAAUCAAUCUGUCGCCCUGGUAGAGGGUAUGUUAUCACGGAUAUGGGAGGUGGUGUAGGCGGCAUUCACCCUCCAAUUCCCCGUUUAUUUUUGGAAAUUAUUUCAGAGGGAUUUUUUUUAAAGUGUCAGCUUUAAAAAGUCAGCUUUUUGUUUCCAGUAUUUCAUAAAUGUCAAAUUUUUCCAAUCCGUCAGCGUCUUGAUAAGUACCAUAAACGUUACAAAUAAUUUGCUUGUAUGUACUGUAGGCCUACAACAGCUGAUCCCCUCCUCCACCCCACCCCACCUACCCCACAUUCAACAGAUGACC